Messenger RNA from Gambusia affinis (western mosquitofish), 1190 nucleotides. RefSeq lists its product as uncharacterized. The coding region runs from base 94 to 696 and encodes 200 amino acids. The record is from RefSeq and is a predicted model, not a curated record. NCBI's taxonomy places the organism in Eukaryota, Metazoa, Chordata, Actinopteri, Cyprinodontiformes, Poeciliidae. The transcript is spliced from 7 exons.
GUGUUGCAUGAAGGUUGGGGAGUCAGCGAGAGAGGAGAAUUGACAUUCGAGGUCAUUUCCUCUUCGGACAAAUGAGACAAAGCUGCAAAUUUCAUGUCUAAAUCGAGCAAAGGAAUGACGGAAAGGAAAAUGAGGAAGACGUUUAUUUGCAACGAGUCGAUGAUCAUCACCAUCCCAAUCGGAAGCCUGAAGGACAUUCAGGAGGGUCAGCUGAUGCCGGAGAACUUCCACUGUGUGUUCAGGGACAACUUCAAGGUGUUGGUUGUUCGAGGAAAGCCAAAACCUCUGGGGGCAGCUCAAGCCAUUGCUGGUGUGUUUAUUUUCGCUCUUGGGUGGAUUUUGCCAUCAGUGGGGACCUUAAAUGUCACUAUUCCAAGUGUUGUGUUCUUGAUCUCUGGCAUGGUGUCCUUUGCUGCAGGGAAAUGUCCGAACAUGCAUGUGACCAAGCUAUCGUUCUCCCUGAACAUCGUCAGCUUCUUCUGGUCACUGGUGGCUUUUGGUCUCUGCAUGAACAUUUUUAAUCCAUGUUGUCACCCGCAUGGUCCGAGAAUUGCUAAUGGGAUUAUUGGCCUCAUCUUAACUCUGCUGGUGUUUGAAUGCAUGAUGGCGCUCUUCUUGAUCUACUGGCUGAGUAAAGCUGUGUGCAGAGAACAUUUCAACACCUUGCCCAUCAUAUUGCUGAAGCAGGAGAACUGAAUGAUGAACACAGAAAUAAUCAACUCCUGUGUACGUUUUUAUUUUGCUGCCUUUAACUUUUUUUUUUUUUUUUUUUGUGCUCAAAGGCAAAUAGCAGGAAAGUCUGUUUAAAAGAACAUGGAGAUAAUGUGUGUUCCAAUACAUUGCUGCUAAUAAUCACAGUAUGCUUGCUUCUGUAAAGUUCCUAUUGUAUUUCAAUCCAUGGAAUAAAAUUGUAGAACAAGUUAAAUGAGGAGUUCAAGUCAAAAUUUAAUACAAUGUAAAAAAAAAUAUAGGUUCAUCUGAAAAUGCGUUACGAGUUUAUGGGUUGGAGUUCAAGUUUCUUACUUCUUCCUGCAACUUUUUGAGCAUGUUAAGAUUAUUGUGGUGUAAAAAUAUGUCUUUUGCAUUCCUUGCUCCUGUGUGUGAUUUUAUACUUCUGUCACAUUCAAAAUAAAUAAUUUUCACUUACCUGUGGUAAAAUAAAUAAAUGAAUACUGAACUCUGUAACUAUU